Messenger RNA from Mercenaria mercenaria, 1065 nucleotides. RefSeq names its product solute carrier family 22 member 21-like. Gene Ontology annotation, molecular function: transmembrane transporter activity. The coding region runs from base 1 to 1065 and encodes 354 amino acids. The record is from RefSeq and is a predicted model, not a curated record. The transcript is spliced from 9 exons. Gene Ontology annotation, biological process: transmembrane transport. NCBI's taxonomy places the organism in Eukaryota, Metazoa, Mollusca, Bivalvia, Venerida, Veneridae. Gene Ontology annotation, cellular component: membrane.
AUGAUUCAGUAUUUCUAUUUCAUGUUAUUGUGGCUUAUGAUAAACACUGGGGUUGACAAAUGUAUCACAGGAUUUGGUAGAAGGAAGUAUUGUUACGUCACAGUUGGUAUGUCCAGUAUACUAAGUUGUGUUUCCGGUAUUUUACAACAUUUUGAUAAACUCUCACAGAAUUGUGAGUAUCUCACGAUGGCUACAUUGGUGGUGUCAUUGCUGGCAAAAAUGACAGUUACAGCAGCAGACACUGUAUUAAUUGUUUAUACAACGGAAUUGUAUCCUACAGUAGUAAGUUUUAUUCCCGAAAGUGUUAGAUGGUUGGUCUCCAAGCUGAAGCUUGAACGUGCUGAGAGGACAAUCGAGUUUGUGGCAAAUGUAAACAGAGUGCAUAAACCUGAUCUGAAGAAUAUAUUCGAGACGGCGGUAAAAGAAAUAAAUACAACAUCAAACAAAAAUAAAACUUUUACUAUUGCAACAUUAUGGACGUCAAAAGAGCUGCGAAAUGUGACCAUAUCCUUGUGUUUUCUGUGGUUUGUUACAUCUGCUGCUUGGUAUGGCAUGACUCUCGGGAUGGAGAGCAUUUCUGUAAACAUUUACUUGAACAUGUUCCUCAUUAAUUUAGUGGAUGUACCUGCAGAUGCGCUUACCGGACCUUUAGUAAAUAGAUUUGGUAGAAGGAAAUACUGGUUCGUAAUAGUUUGUGUGUCAAGCAUACUAUGCGGUGUUUCUGGCAUAUUGCAGCAUUUUGAUAAACUCACACAGAAUUCUGCGCAUCUCACAGUUGCCACCUUGGUAGUAUCACUGCUGGCCAAAAUGACCGUUACAACGGCAAGCACUGCUUUAAUUAUCUAUACAACGGAGAUGUAUCCUACAGUAGUAAGAACUACAGGAUACGGUUUUCAAGCAACAUUUGGAAGGCUUGGUGCGGUUGCGUCCCCAUUGCUCAUACAUCUUUGCCAUCUAAACCAAUCAGCCAAGGACGCAUUGGAACCAAUACUACAAGGUGUUUUUGUAGACACUAUAAAGAUGUUUGCAAACUAUGUAGGGGAAAACCUAUCAAAAUUGGCAUAG